Molecule: messenger RNA, 1454 nt
Organism: Arachis ipaensis
Lineage: Eukaryota; Viridiplantae; Streptophyta; Magnoliopsida; Fabales; Fabaceae
Product: 14-3-3-like protein
Source: RefSeq, a predicted model, not a curated record
GUGGUACAAAACAAACUGGUCUUUAUUGUCGAAGCGAAAAUGUUAAAAAAUAGAAACUGAUAACACUAAAACACAACUAAUUAACAAGAACGAUGAUGCCUAUUUUUGUACGAGGAGAAGUUCUAAAAGUGAGGAUUAAUGGAUUAUAUUUAUUCCAGCUCCAAAAAUAACCUCUUUCCACCACUUGUGAAAUUCUCCCUAAACCCGCAACAUUCAUCGGUAACACCAUCACAAAUAGAAUAAGCAACAACCCAAUACAUACGGGUUCCCCCAUAAAAAAACGCAUCAUAACAACAAUAAUAGUAUAUAAAAGGCAAAAGCUACUAUUUAAUUUCUCAAUUCCCAUUCGCUUUUCUUUCUUUCUUUCUCUACAAGCCACGGACCAAGAUCUCUUCAGAGCAACAAUGGCAAGCGCUCCCAAUCCACGAGAGGAGUUCGUAUACAUGGCAAAGCUAGCAGAGCAAGCUGAGCGCUACGAGGAGAUGGUGGAGUACAUGGAGAAGGUGUCAGCUGCCGCCACCGACGGCGAGGAGUUGUCGGUGGAGGAGCGGAACCUUCUCUCCGUGGCAUACAAGAAUGUGAUCGGCGCUCGACGCGCGUCGUGGCGCAUAAUCUCCUCCAUUGAGCAGAAGGAGGAGAGCAAAGGGAACACAGAACAUGUGGCUACCAUUAAGGAAUACCGCUCCAAGAUAGAGUCUGAGCUGGCCAACAUCUGUGAUGGCAUUCUCAAGCUUUUGGACUCUCGCCUUGUGCCUUCAGCAACCACCAGCGAUUCCAAGGUCUUCUACUUUAAGAUGAAAGGUGACUACCAUCGAUACCUUGCGGAGUUCAAGUCUGGUGCAGACCGCAAGGAGGCUGCGGAGAGCACCCUUGCCGCCUACCAAUCCGCUCAGGAUAUUGCGAAUGAGGAGUUGCCUCCAACCCAUCCAAUCAGGCUGGGUCUUGCUUUGAACUUCUCUGUCUUUUACUAUGAGAUUCUUAAUUCUCCUGACAAAGCUUGUAGCCUUGCUAAACAGGCUUUUGACAAGGCAAUUGCUGAGCUGGAUACAUUGGGAGAGGAAUCAUACAAAGAUAGCACUUUGAUCAUGCAACUUCUUCGCGAUAACCUUACCCUUUGGACUUCUGACACGCAGGAUGAAGGUGCAGAUGAAAUUAAAGAAGCAGCACCAAAAAGUGAAGAACAACAAUAGAUAUAUCUUGUUGCUAUAUCUUGUUGCUAAUUAGUUGUUGAAUUCCUCUACUAUAAAGUUUCAAAAGGGAGAAGAUAUUUAUUGCAAUCUAUAUAUUCUUGAGAUAUAUAUUAUGCCUUCAUGGUUGUUGUUAUGAAUUAUGGGUAAAAUUAGGCUCAUUUAGAUUUUUAUUAUAUUCAUGUUUUUGAGUCACCUAUUUUAUAAGUGACACUAGAACUUCUAUAACAUAUAAUUGGAUUGGAUUAUUGAGAAGCUAUUCUUCGU